UUAUGUUCUAUUUUCCGACCCUAUCAUAAUGUUUAACCUAAAUAUUUUUCUAUAGAUAACAUGGACAACUGUUCUCUUUUACAAACAUUUGGGGCCAGGGCGGAGGAAGAUAAAGAUGGCAGUGAAGGAGAAUCAUCUGAAGAAGAAGUGGAACCCAAACUUAAGUAUGAGAGACUGGGCAAUGAUCUCAAUACCAUCCUCAGCAAGGACUGCGCUAGUUGUAUGGCUGUUGAUUCUAAGUUCCUGGCAGUGGGAACCCACUGGGGUAUGAUAUACAUACUGGACUAUAUCGGAUUCAACAUCAACAGUAAAGAGGUGGCAGCGCACUCCACUACAGUGAACCAGAUCAGUUUAGAUGAUAAUGGUGACUUUAUUGCCAGCUGUUCCGAUGAUGGUAGGGUGAUGAUCACUGGACUGUACACUACAGAAAACAACCAGAGUUUGAACUUUGACCGACCCGUAAAGGCUGUGGCAAUGGAUCCUAACUUCUACAAACAGGGCAGUGGGCGACAGUUUGUCACUGGAGACGACAAGUUGGUGCUGAACGAGAAGGGGUUCCUGAGUCGACAUAAAACGACAAUGUUACACCAGGGUGAGGGGCCAAUACGGGAAAUCAAGUGGAAAGGCAGCUUCAUCGCCUGGGCCAAUGACAUGGGGGUUAAAGUCUAUGACAUGAACUCUCGAUCAAGGAUCACCUUCAUCCCUAAAGGCCAUAGUCAGCGAGCGGACCUAUACAGAUGCAGCAUCUGUUGGAAAGACAGUCGUACAUUUUUGAUCGCCUGGGCCGAUUCAGUCAAGGUUUGUGUGGUGCGAGACCGGGUACAGCAGGAUGUCCGUGACCUACCCAACAGAUAUGUGGAAAUAACGUCCAUGUUUACUGUGGACAGCUACGUGUGUGGUAUUGCUCCCCUCGGGAACGAGCUGGUUCUUCUGACUUAUGAGAAGGACGUUCACCAAGAGGGAGAUCGUCUGGUUGCCCAGCGACCACACUUACAGGUGGUGAAGCCAAGCCUAAGCGACUAUGAGGAGAUAUCUAAUGAUGCCCUGUCCAUCCGUGGGUUCCAGGAAUACAAGUGUAACGACUACCACUUAGAAUGCUUACAUGCAGAGAACCUGUUCUAUAUUGUCAGUCCCCGUGAUGUGAUCGCGUCACGCCUCUGUGACAUGGACGACCACAUAUCGUGGUUACUGGAUCACGAUAUGUUUGAGGAGGCUAUGGAAGCUACGCAGAACAGCGAACUGGAACUGAGGAAACACACACCACAGAUAUAGAACUGAAGAAACACACACCACAGGUAUAGAACUUAGGAAACACACACCAUAGGUAUAGAA
Molecule: messenger RNA, 1332 nt
Organism: Mizuhopecten yessoensis (Yesso scallop)
Lineage: Eukaryota; Metazoa; Mollusca; Bivalvia; Pectinida; Pectinidae
Product: vacuolar protein sorting-associated protein 41 homolog
Exons: 15
Coding region: 61-1272 (403 amino acids)
Biological process (GO): cellular response to starvation; protein targeting to vacuole; endosomal vesicle fusion
Cellular component (GO): HOPS complex; late endosome
Molecular function (GO): protein binding
Source: RefSeq, a predicted model, not a curated record